Lobosporangium transversale is the source of this 1306-nucleotide messenger RNA. Its product is annotated as serine-threonine protein kinase. Gene Ontology annotation, molecular function: ATP binding; calcium/calmodulin-dependent protein kinase activity. Gene Ontology annotation, biological process: cellular response to oxidative stress; protein phosphorylation. NCBI's taxonomy places the organism in Eukaryota, Fungi, Mortierellomycota, Mortierellomycetes, Mortierellales, Mortierellaceae. The record is from RefSeq and is a predicted model, not a curated record. The coding region runs from base 153 to 1238 and encodes 361 amino acids. The transcript has 9 exons.
CCGCAACGCCUCAUGUUUCUCGUACUCAUUCAUUGACAAGAAGAGUCAUUGUCAUUGCCACUCCAUAAACUCUUUCCUUUCCAUUCUCUCCUUCUUAUCCCUCCUUCCUUUCUACUCAUUAUCAGUAAUAUCAAUAGCGUCUUUUUCUUAUAAUGAACCUUUCCAGCCUUCUUCACUUGCAACCUCCUUCAUAUGGACGUAAAAAAAACUACGAGUUCGGGCCUGACCUUGGUACCGGAACCUAUGGUACUGUGAAGAGAGCAAAGGCACUUGACACAGGUGAAGAUGUCGCUGUCAAGAUCAUCCUCAAAAAGACUGUCAAGGGUCAUGAGGAAAUGGUGGAGAAGGAAAUUGGUGUGCUCAAGAAUCUGAGUCAUCCCAACAUUGUCAACUUUAGGGAUUGGUUCGAGAGUCGUGACAAGUAUUACUUAGUCUUUGACUUAGCUUCUGGUGGUGAGCUUUUUGACAAGAUUUGUGAACAGGGUCGUUUUACAGAGAACAAUGCCGCGACAAUCAUGAAGGAGGUCAUUCAGGCGAUCGAAUAUUUGCACAGCAAGAAUGUUGUACACAGAGAUUUGAAGCCGGAGAACCUGCUUUACAAGGACAACACGCCCGAUUCGAAACUCAUGAUCGUAGAUUUCGGUAUUUCAAAGGUCAUGGAAUCCGAAGACCAGGUGUUGACUACCAUGUGUGGCAGCUAUGGCUAUGCUGCUCCAGAAGUUUUACUUCGCAGGGGCCAUGGAAAGCCAGUCGACAUGUGGAGCAUCGGUGUUAUCACCUACACUCUUCUCUGCGGAUAUGCGCCUUUCCAAGCUGAAAAUGAUCAACAGCUGGUAGCUGAGAUUGCUAGAUGCAACGUCGUCUUCCAUGAGCGAUAUUGGAGAGACGUCUCUGUUGAAGCCCGCGACUUUAUCAAAUGUUUGCUCCGAGCUCAUCCCGAAAAGAGAUUGACAGCUACAGAAGCCCUUCAACACAAAUGGAUUACCACUGAGACUGGUACUGAUGUAGAUCUCUUGGAUAAUGUCAAAGAAGGGUUCAAUGCCAAGAGGAUGUUCAAGAAAACCGUUCGGGCUGUGGCAGCUGCCAAUCGCCUUCGUUCCAUGACCCGUUCUCCUACUAAUGCAGAUACUUCAUCGGAUGAAAUUGAGUCUUCCUCAGCCCAACAGCAACAGCAACAGCAACAGCAACAGCAACAGCAACAGGCAUCAACAGGCAUAGAAGUGACACAACAACAAUAGAGGCAUUUGAGGGAACGUCUAAUCACUUCAACCAACCUUCUAUUAAACUAUUAUUUGUCUUUCUCUCA